AUGUGGAUCAAUUUCUUCAAAUAUCUUGUAAAAGUUUCGAUGUUUAUUGGGUUGGUGAUUUUUUGUUUUAUAUUAUACCUUCGUGGUGCUCGUUUCUUCUUACAAGAUAUCCCCUUCUGGACACUGUACCUCUUUGAACAGAAAUAUAAAUUUACUAGUGAUGCAUUCCAUGAUUUUGCACUGGAUCCAUCUGAUUUCCUUGACUCAGCCAUGAGAUGGGGUUAUUCCGCUUAUAAUAAUGGUGGGUUUAGAAUCCCAUUUGGAAUCUCAGACAUUUUCAACUUUAUGGGACCAAAAACUGGGCAUUUUAAAGUAAAUUUAGGUGAUAAUCAAUAUGGAUUUGAAGUAAAUGAAGAAGCCUUUGAACACAUUCGAGAUUCUUUUGAUCCAGAUCAAGUUAAAGAUUUUGUAUCUGGCGGGCUUAAUCAAGUAGAUGAUCUUUUAAAGGGUAAUGGGAUUGAUAUGAAUGAUAUUUUCCAUAAAUAUAUGAAUAAUUAA
[Candida] anglica is the source of this 498-nucleotide messenger RNA. NCBI's taxonomy places the organism in Eukaryota, Fungi, Ascomycota, Pichiomycetes, Serinales, Debaryomycetaceae. The record is from the annotation of a GenBank genome assembly.